Argentina anserina (silverweed cinquefoil) is the source of this 747-nucleotide messenger RNA. RefSeq names its product 40S ribosomal protein S11-1. The coding region runs from base 81 to 563 and encodes 160 amino acids. Gene Ontology annotation, molecular function: structural constituent of ribosome. Gene Ontology annotation, biological process: translation. NCBI's taxonomy places the organism in Eukaryota, Viridiplantae, Streptophyta, Magnoliopsida, Rosales, Rosaceae. The record is from RefSeq and is a predicted model, not a curated record. Gene Ontology annotation, cellular component: ribosome; cytosolic small ribosomal subunit. The transcript is spliced from 5 exons.
GCAGCGUCGCAGUCUCUCACUCUCUCUCACCUGUUUCGCGCGCCGUCGCCGACGACUUGAACCAGAGAAGAAGCGCAGAGAUGGCGGAACAGACGGAGAAGGCUUUCCUGAAGCAGCCCAAGGUUUUCCUCAGCUCCAAGAAGACAGGGAAGGGAAAGAGGCCAGGAAAGGGAGGCAAUCGCUUCUGGAAGAGCGUUGGUUUGGGAUUCAAGACUCCCCGUGAGGCUAUUGAAGGAACAUACAUUGAUAAGAAGUGCCCUUUCACUGGAAAUGUCUCCAUCAGGGGUCGUAUUUUGGCUGGUACCUGCCAUAGUGCAAAGAUGUCAAGGACUAUCAUUGUUCGGCGCAAUUACCUCCACUACAUAAAGAAAUACCAAAGGUAUGAGAAGAGGCAUUCAAACAUCCCAGCCCAUGUUUCACCAUGCUUCCGUGUGAAGGAGGGAGAUCAUGUCAUCAUUGGGCAGUGCAGGCCAUUAUCAAAGACAGUGAGGUUUAAUGUUUUGAAGGUCAUUCCAGCUGGGUCUUCUUCUGCCUUUGGGAAGAAGGCAUUCACUGGAGCAUAAAUAGCAUUUUGGGCAGUGAACUAGUGUUAUGCAUGCAACUACAUUAGAUUGAGUUUCUUCUGGAACAUUUUUGCCAGUUUAUUUGCACCUUUAUGUAAUCUGAAUGUUGAGGUUAUCUUGGAACCAUUGAUUUUCGAAUCUUAUUAUCAAGAUACUGUGCUUCUGCCAAAAGUUUUUAGACUGC